This is a messenger RNA of Penicilliopsis zonata CBS 506.65, 2870 nucleotides long. RefSeq lists its product as hypothetical. The record is from RefSeq and is a predicted model, not a curated record. Bases 408 to 2576 code for a protein of 722 amino acids. The transcript is spliced from 5 exons. Gene Ontology annotation, cellular component: nucleus. Lineage: Eukaryota; Fungi; Ascomycota; Eurotiomycetes; Eurotiales; Aspergillaceae. Gene Ontology annotation, biological process: regulation of DNA-templated transcription; DNA-templated transcription. Gene Ontology annotation, molecular function: transcription cis-regulatory region binding; DNA-binding transcription factor activity, RNA polymerase II-specific; zinc ion binding.
GGCGGGAUCUGGAAAUUUCACAUGUCACGUGUUUGCAUCACGUGCUACAGCGAAAUCGGACGAUCCCCACUGUUACUCAUCCUGUCUCCUCCCGUAUGCAAAUGAGGGGUCUCUAAUGCAGUCACAGAAGUUUUAUCACGGAGUACACAGAGAACCGGCCAAGUCCAUCGUCUGCCACUUGUCCCUGGGGUGAUUUUUCUGCCGCUGCCUCUAGAAGUGCAGCCCCGCCCUCCUUUUUUUGUUCUGUUCGAUUUGCUGAAGACCCCCGGGGUCGCUGGAUUCGCAACGUACCCAGCCUGGCGUCGCUCGGAGGAUUGUCGACCGGAAUCGGAGGCGGCGGAGGAAAGGCUGACAAUCUGGAGCCGGGCGCAGGGUCGGAUAAUGCAUCUGCUGCCACCAGUCCCGUAAUGGGAGGCGUCAGCCAUGCGACGGUCAUAGGGCCCGAGGGCCUGGGCCAGAUCAGGAAGCGCAAUGUGGUGGUGGCAGGGCUGGACAGCUCGCCGGGUAGCAUUGACGAUGUGGAGGACAUCGAUGGUCGCGAGGAGAAGCGCCGACAGCCGGUGAAGCGAGCGUGCAAUGAGUGCCGCCAACAAAAGCUCCGAUGCGAUGUGGUUCAGGAUCCUUACACGGCUUGCUCUCGGUGCCGUCGCCUGAAGCUGGAUUGCAAGAUUGAAUCCAACUUCAAACGGAUCGGGAAACGGAGUCGCAACGCAGAGAUGGAACGGGAGAUUAUCGAGUUGCGGAAGCAGAUCGCAAAUGUGCAGGCGACCUCGACUGCCGUGAGCCCGCAGCAGCAGCAAGGUCUGCCUGCCAAGCAGGAUGCGAGCCAGAUUAGUCCCGCGGGCGUCUAUCCAACACCGUCGGCCAUGUCUGCCGACCAGUACAUGGGUUCCCAUGAAGCUGUGGCGUCCCUUCUGGAUCUGCGAUCUGGCUUCGACGGUGCAGGUUAUAUGAGAAACGGCAAUCAUCAGCUGAAGCGCAUCGAAGAUGUUGCCGUUGGUCCGGAGAAAGUCACAGAGCUGUUCAAUCUCUUCUUUAUGUUCUAUCAUCCCUUCCUAUCGUUCCUCGAUCGCGACCAGACUCCCGAAGAAUACUAUACAGCUUGUCCACUCCUGUUCUGGACCGUCAUCAGCGUGGGAGCCAGGCGAUAUCAGACAGACACGCAUCUUCUCAAUUCCUUGGCCGGGCCAGUCACACGCCUUGUCUGGAGCACCUUGGCUGAUGUUCCACAAAGUCAUCAUGUCGUGAAAGCUCUCUGUCUGCUGUGCACCUGGCCUUUCCCUACAAGCAGCACCUCUACUGAUCCCACUUUUAUGCUGUGUGGGAUGAUGAUGCAAGUUUCCAUGCAGCUUGGUCUCCAUCGACCGUCCCAUGUUCAGGACUUUAGCAAAUACCGCGUCGAACUGAUCGAGGAUGAGCUCCGGGAUAAGAUCAGGACCUGGGCAAUCUGUAAUAUCGUGUCACAGAGAGUUGCAACUGGUUAUGGCCAACCACCGUCGACUAUCUACGACUGGACUUUGUGUUCGGGCGAGUCGGUGGACUUGAACUUCAAACUACCCGCAGACCUGAAAGCAAGAUUAGAAAUCGAAAAGUUCUGCGAUAAGGUCACCAAAGCGUUAUAUACCAACCGCCGGGAUCCAGUUGGGCUGUCUGCCGACCAAGAGCGGCCCUCAUUGAUCUCAUUUCUGUCGCGAGACUUUGAUGAACUUGAAGGACAGUUCAAACUUGAAAAUGACUGCAUCACCGAUCUGUAUUUACGUGCCUCAAAUCUGCAUCUACAUCUUUCAGCAUUCUUCGAUGAUCCAAUCUCCAAGGACUACCGCGAGCGCCUUCUCUCUCUAUAUGUUGCCACGACAUCCUUCCUAGAAGCGGCGAUGAACUUGGAAACCGAGGUUGGCCCUGUGUUGUCGUACACACCAUACUACAUCUAUCAAAUGCUGGUUGCAGGAGGAUGUACUCUCCUCAAACUCUGCAAGAGCUUUUUUGCCGCCCACAUUGAUAUGGAAUAUACCAAGAAUCUCUUUAACCGAACCAUUUGGGCAAUCCGGGGGGUCUCCGUCUCUAGCAACGAUUUGCCCGAGCGUCUAGCCGAAGUACUUGCCCAGAUGUGGAGACUCAACGGUACGCCGACAUCAUCUGCAAGCAAUGCAGAGGUGGAUGGCUCUCUCCGGCUAAAGGUUCGGUGUCGGAUGAGCAUGUCUCUCCUCUACGAUUCGAUUUGGCGGUGGCGCGAAGAUGCGCGGACUAAGGGUAGGAAUAUUGAAGCAUAUCUUAAGAACCCGACUAACCCGGACUCUGCCGCAGAGUCCUCGGCAGCCUCCUCUGUUGGACCGGCCCGGGCCUCGUCAACAACACCUGGGGUCGCCGGGGGGGAUCCCAGUCUGGCUCCUCCCUUGCUAUCCCAGGCAGCCUUGGGUGUACAGUCGUCGGGCAAUGGCGCCAAUGCACUUCCUAGUGGGUUCAUGGAGCCCAACUAUGAGGUCUUCGACCCCCUGAACUGGCUGCUCGACGGACUGGUCGAAUUUCCGUACUCAUACCCUACGGUUCCGGGAAUGGAGACACCCGGCAUUGUGUAAAGACUCCCUGCGGCCUUUCUUCUCUUCUCUCUCUUCUCGAUUACCCCGCGUCUGCAGAGACGGCUUCUGAUGACUUUCUAUGUGUUUAUGCAAGCGACCUUGUAUCAUUAUUAUACCAGCAGGGUGUGGGGAGGCAAUUGCCAGUGGUCAAUCACCCGGCGGCGUCGUGGCCUUCAUGUCCUUUUUGUGUUUCUCUCACUUGAAGUUUUUUUGGUGAUCACCGUGUACUUAUUUUCUUUUUUUUUUUGCCGUCUCCUUUCUUCUUCUCUUAGAUUCUGUACCUUGACAGACUGC